Messenger RNA from Penaeus monodon (black tiger shrimp), 765 nucleotides. RefSeq lists its product as uncharacterized. NCBI's taxonomy places the organism in Eukaryota, Metazoa, Arthropoda, Malacostraca, Decapoda, Penaeidae. The coding region runs from base 46 to 327 and encodes 93 amino acids. The transcript has a single exon. The record is from RefSeq and is a predicted model, not a curated record.
UACGUCAUUCAUUACUCGAAUCUCGAACGAUUAACAUCCACCAACAUGAAGCUUCUUGUAAUAUCUCUGUGCUCGGUGCUCCUCCUGGCAGCCCAAGCGGAGAUGCAAACGGACGGCACAACAGCCACGUCGCAAGACCUUCGGCAGAGCGAGCUCCUUCAUAGCCAACAGAAACGAAGUGUGGCCAAACUUCUCCUUCUCAAGGCUUUACCGCUGCUGAAGAAGUUGCCGCCGGUGUUGCCUCUCCCUCUGCCACUUCCGGUGCCCAAGCCUUUUCCUGUGCCGCUGCCAUUCAGUGUGAACAUUACUCGUUCUUCGUCAGGAUAGAAGCCUGUUCGCUCGAGCACAUAGGAUUGAAAGUGCAAAUAGGACUUUAUCAUUUACCUGAUAUGUUUUUCACUCAAAUGAAGACCUACGCCUUAGCCUCUGUGUGAUUUGUCUUUCUGACAAGAUUAUGGCAGCGUGUGAAUGCAAUUUCUUGUAUUUUUGUGUUAUAAGAUUUUCUAAUAAAACAUUAUAAUAGAACAAUAUAUUUUUCAAAUAGGACUUUAUGAUUUAGCUGAUAUGUUGCAGGAUUUUUUUUCACUCAAAUGGAGACCUACGCCUUAGCCACUGUUUGGUUUGUCUUUUUUGAUAAGAUUAUGGCAGCGUGUCAAUGUAAUUUCUUGCAUUUUCUAAUAAAACAUUGUACAAACAAUAGGACAAUAUAAUUUCAGUUCAGUUCCAGUUUUAUACUGGAAAUGUGAAUUAAAAGAUUAAACAUUC